GCGUCAAAGGGCGGCUCCGGGGAUGCGGGGACUGCGGUAGAGCGGGUCGGGACCGCCGCCCACCGGGUCCCUGUCGCUGCUGAUCUCUAGGACGACCGCUGCCACCCACCUUUGUCCCCCACCAGGACAACUACCUCAAGCCACCGGAGACCCCUGAUCACCUCCCGAGCUACCGGCGACCCGUGACCACCGUCGCCAGCCACCGGGCGCCCAGGGCGCACCAUGAAGUCGGCCAGCUCUCGCGGGGGCGGGUCUGGUGGCCGCGGAGGCUGGGGCGGGGGCUGGGGCGGAGGCCGCUGCGGGGGCUCGGGGAAGGGAGGCGACGGCGGGGGUAAGGGCGGCUUCGGGGCGCGGACGCGCGGCUUCGGCGGCCGGGGUCGGGGGCGCGGCGGCGGGGACAGCAGGGACCGCGGCGGCAGCGGGCAGCGGCGCGGCGGCGUGGCCAAGAGCAGGAACCGCCGCAGGAAGGGCGUCAUCGCGGUGUCGGUGGAGCCGCACCGGCACGAGGGCGUGUUCAUCUACCGCGGGGCGGAGGAUGCGCUGGUCACGCUCAACAUGGUGCCCGGCUUUUCGGUGUACGGCGAGAAGCGCGUCACGGUGACCGAGAACGGCGUGAAGCAGGAGUACCGCACGUGGAACCCCUUCCGCUCCAAGCUGGCCGCGGCCAUCCUGGGCGGGGUCGACCAGAUCCACAUCAAGCCCAAGUCCAAGGUGCUGUACCUGGGCGCCGCCUCGGGGACCACCGUCUCCCACGUCUCCGACAUCAUCGGCCCCGAUGGCCUGGUCUACGCGGUCGAGUUCUCCCACCGCGCCGGCCGCGAUCUCGUCAACGUGGCCAAGACGAGAACCAACAUCAUCCCGGUGCUGGAGGACGCCCGGCACCCGCUCAAGUACCGCAUGCUCAUCGGCAUGGUGGACGUGAUCUUCGCAGACGUGGCCCAGCCAGACCAGUCGCGCAUCGUGGCUCUGAACGCCCACACGUUCCUGCGCAACGGGGGCCACUUUCUCAUUUCCAUCAAAGCCAACUGCAUAGACUCCACCGCGUCUGCAGAGGCUGUGUUUGCUUCUGAGGUGAGGAAGUUGCAGCAGGAGAACCUGAAGCCUCAAGAGCAGCUGACCCUGGAGCCUUAUGAGAGGGACCAUGCUGUGGUCGUCGGGGUCUACCGGCCCCUUCCCAAGAGCAGCAGCAAGUAGCAGCCAGAGCAAGCUUUGCCUACUGUCUCCCCUGGACUGUUGUGUGGGGUGUUCUUACGUAUAUGUUUUUUUUUGUGUGUGUGUUUUGUUGUUUUUCUAUUAAACAGGAUAAAGAAACAGUACCCAGUACCCUUUAGUGAGGCCAGACAGUUUGCUAAGAUAGCAAUCAAUCUCCCAGCCCCAGGGGCCUGAAACAGCUGUGUUUCAUAGCUUGGGAAUGGUGCUUAUUCUUCUCACCCUGUGACUCUCCAGGGCCCUGUUUUCACAAAUGCAUCUUCCAAUUACAGGGGCAGGAGAAAGGGAGCCUGGAAAUUAAUAAGCUUUUAAAGUUCCCCUUGGAAAUGAUGGGAGUGUUUCUGUUCAUAUUGGCCAAGUCCCAUUACCAAGCCUGACUCCAGAGAAGGAUAUUGGAUAGUGACACAUUCUGUCUGACUCAAAGCCAGAAUCCCAGGCACACUUGCUUUUUAGUAUUUUAUUCUUCAACUGAGUCCUUUUGCAUUCACUGUUACAUUUAAGCAUCACAAGAGCCCUAAGACGACUUUGUUUACCAUUUCCAUAGUACACGGGGAACAACGGGUUUCUGGAGGUAAACCAGUCGUCCAGAUCUGCACAGCCAGCAAGAAGGUAGAACUGUGGGGUUCCAAAUCCACUGCUAUUUCCUCAACACCUGCAGAUUCUUUCCUCCAUGGCAUGGUGCACAUUGGGACACACACACAGGAGGGCGCUGGGCCUCAUUGUCCCCCCUACCCCACCCCAACUUCACUGGGCAAUUCCUUUCCAUGGUUUCACGGUAGCUACACAAGGCAGGAGGCAGGAUGUGGGGCAGGACAUAAGAUACCCAAAGUGACAUCAUCAAGGGCUUGCAAAACAGCCAGGAAGACCCCCAGAGAGUAUCCAUCUCCAAAGGACACAGAGAUUCUGUGAUUGGAUUUUUGGCUCUCAAAACAAGCCCAGAGGAGCAGAAGAAUAAGCCAGGAGAGCCAACAGUGCCCCAAAGCCUGGCUCAUCCCCCACCCAUUCACCCCAAAUCCCCAUAGCCAGUUGCCAAGGUCAUCAGCAUUUAAUCAUGGCUAGCCAGGGCAUUACUUGGGGGUGGGUUUGCCUUCCCAAGAUGUGCUGGGGCCAAGGUUAUGGGGAGUCUGUUUUUUCCCAGGGCAUACUUCCCAAGGGUGAGGGAUACCAAAAAAAAAAAAAAAAAGAGGAUAAACCAGAUGUUUAAGAAGGCAGCUACCUCUCCAUCCCCUGCCCUCCAAACCAAACUUCAGGGAGAAAGUUACAGUCAGAUUUGCUGGCAACAUGGACUCAAGGAGAGAGAAAAAUGGGGUAAAUACCUACAAAAUCCCAAGUGAGGCUUUUCCAUAAACAAUAGAAAUUUCCAUUCCAGCUCUGCAAAGCAGAGACCACUAGUCCCAUUGAAGAAAUGCAAAGAACCAUAGUUCAAAAUGAGAUGACUUGCUUAAGUCCCCAGCAAAGCGCACAGCCAGAAAUAAAACCCCUGUCAAACCAACUCCAAAAUCUGUUCACUAAAGUCUAUACUGGUUGCAUUGCUUUGAAAAGCCCUCUCUCCAGUUCA
This is a messenger RNA of Marmota monax (woodchuck), 2767 nucleotides long. RefSeq names its product fibrillarin like 1 (gene Fbll1). The transcript has a single exon. Bases 223 to 1194 code for a protein of 323 amino acids. Gene Ontology annotation, biological process: rRNA methylation; box C/D sno(s)RNA 3'-end processing. Gene Ontology annotation, cellular component: Cajal body; nucleolus; box C/D methylation guide snoRNP complex. Gene Ontology annotation, molecular function: RNA binding; rRNA methyltransferase activity; histone H2AQ104 methyltransferase activity. The record is from RefSeq and is a predicted model, not a curated record. NCBI's taxonomy places the organism in Eukaryota, Metazoa, Chordata, Mammalia, Rodentia, Sciuridae.